AUGGAGGGCUUACGAUGGUUGUCAGACGAGGAAAAAGAGAGGCUGAACGACGCAAGGUUUAAAGGGAAAAAUUGCGCACAGCCCCGCCGUCAGCGCUCUGCAACCCCUCCAUUCACUUCCCACUCCCGCCUGGACUCUCUCAGUGAAUGGGAACUGGUGUGGGACCACCUCGACCCGGACCAAACGUUCUGGAACUUGCGCUCUUGGGGGGGGGACGGUCCGACUUUGACCAAUCAGGAGCGGCUGUUUCGACUCUCGGUCACUUCACAUGCUCCAUCCGAUCGCAGGCCUCCCUCUUCGAUUGUGUCGCACAUUGCGCUUCUGGGCAUCAGCGUACCAUUCAGGAGGGCUUUCACUCAAAGACGUCAAGAAACACCGCAAAACUUAAAAGUCAAGAUCUUUGUCUCGAAUUAUCUGCCUAGUUACAUGCGCGCGGUCGGAGGAGCAAGUCGAGCCAAGAGCCUCACCAAACACGUCUUGUUCUCCGCCGGCCAGAAAAAGCAAAGAAACCUUCUCCAAUCUCCAGAAGGCCAAAUCGAAUCUCUCCAAAAACCCCCCCAAAAUAUGAGAGCCCAUGAGCUCUUGAUGAAUAUCCCCGUUUUAUCGAUGUUGUUGAAAGGACGAAACGAUUGUUGGCCCCUAUGCAAUGCGUGCGCAAUCAGGUAUCUCCUGUAUAAUCUUGUCGGACCGUUUCUACACCGAAAUGCCAUCGUUCGUAAGGGAAGAAACUCAAGUCUUCCCGAAAUCGUUGCGCGUCUCAUGAUCAGCUUCGUGACUGGCGUAUCGUCAAAGGAAUAA
Molecule: messenger RNA, 798 nt
Organism: Colletotrichum lupini
Lineage: Eukaryota; Fungi; Ascomycota; Sordariomycetes; Glomerellales; Glomerellaceae
Exons: 8
Coding region: 1-798 (265 amino acids)
Source: RefSeq, a predicted model, not a curated record